This is a messenger RNA of Sciurus carolinensis (gray squirrel), 1127 nucleotides long. RefSeq names its product myogenic factor 5 (gene Myf5). Gene Ontology annotation, molecular function: DNA-binding transcription factor activity, RNA polymerase II-specific; protein dimerization activity; RNA polymerase II cis-regulatory region sequence-specific DNA binding. Gene Ontology annotation, biological process: positive regulation of myoblast differentiation; regulation of transcription by RNA polymerase II; muscle organ development. The record is from RefSeq and is a predicted model, not a curated record. NCBI's taxonomy places the organism in Eukaryota, Metazoa, Chordata, Mammalia, Rodentia, Sciuridae. The transcript has 3 exons. The coding region runs from base 27 to 794 and encodes 255 amino acids.
AGGCGCACUGCUGGCCGGUAGGCAGGAUGGACAUGAUGGACGGCUGCCAGUUCUCACCUUCUGAGUACUUUUACGACGGCUCCUGUAUCCCGUCCCCUGAGGGUGAGUUUGGGGACGAGUUCGAGUCACGAAUGGGUGCCUUCGGGGCCCACAAAGCAGAGCUGCAGGGCUCAGACGAGGACGAGCACGUGCGAGCGCCUACGGGCCACCACCAGGCUGGUCACUGCCUCAUGUGGGCCUGCAAAGCGUGCAAGAGGAAGUCCACUACCAUGGAUCGGCGGAAGGCAGCCACGAUGCGCGAGCGGAGACGCCUGAAGAAGGUCAACCAGGCUUUUGAGACGCUCAAGAGAUGCACCACGACCAACCCCAACCAGAGGCUACCCAAGGUGGAGAUCCUCAGAAAUGCCAUCCGCUACAUCGAGAGCUUGCAGGAGCUGUUGAGGGAACAGGUGGAGAACUACUACAGCCUGCCGGGACAGAGCUGCUCAGAGCCCACCAGCCCCACCUCCAAUUGCUCAGAUGGCAUGCCUGAAUGUAAUAGUCCUGUCUGGUCCAGAAAGAGCAGCAGUUUUGACACUGUCUACUGUCCUGAUGUAUCAAAUGUAUAUGCCACAGAUAAAAGCUCCUUAUCCAGCUUGGAUUGCUUGUCCAGCAUUGUGGAUCGGAUCACCUCCUCAGAGCAACCUGGGUUGCCUCUCCAGGACCCGGCCUCUCUCUCUCCAGUUGUGAGCACUGAUUCACAGCCUGCGACUCCAGGGCCAUCUAGUUCCAGGCUUAUCUAUCAUGUGCUAUGAACUACAUAUCUAGUCUAGAUCAGUUCUGCCAGGAGGGCCUAUUAUCCAAGAAGAAGGAGGCCCAACAAGUCCAAAAUGAAGACAACAUGUAUAUAAUAAUUUCUUUUCAGUUGUAAAUUUGUAAAUAUUAUCUUGCCACCUUAUAACAAAGUGUAUUUAACUAAAAGUCAUGGUUACAAUUAAUACUUUCUCCUUCUCCUCCUUUUCUUCUUCUUCUUUGUCUUUAACUUCACCUUCUUUUCUUUAGGUAUAUAGUUCCAAUAAUAUUAUUUCUAAUGGGGGUAAUUCAUUGAGGGUAGCUUGUUGCAAUGCUUAACUUAUAUAUUUUUUAUA